Molecule: messenger RNA, 771 nt
Organism: Pelodiscus sinensis (Chinese soft-shelled turtle)
Lineage: Eukaryota; Metazoa; Chordata; Testudines; Trionychidae
Product: olfactory receptor 14C36-like
Biological process (GO): G protein-coupled receptor signaling pathway
Cellular component (GO): membrane
Molecular function (GO): G protein-coupled receptor activity; olfactory receptor activity
Source: RefSeq, a predicted model, not a curated record
AUGUCCAACCGAAGCACUGUGACCGAGUUCCUUCUCCUGGGGUUCUCUGACGUCCGGGAGCUGCAGAUUUUGCACUUUGUGGUGUUUCUAUUGAUUUAUCUAGCAACCCUGGUGGGGAACCUUCUCAUCAUCUCAGCCAUAGCCCUUGACCACGAUCUUCACACCCCCAUGUACUUCUUCCUGGUGAAUCUGUCCAUCCUAGACCUCGGCUCCAUCUCUGUCACCAUCCCCAAAUCCAUGGUCAACUCACUCCUGGACACGAGGUCUAUUUCCUACCCAGCCUGUGUUGCCCAAGUCUUUCUCUUUUUUGUCUUCACUUCAACUGAUCUUGCCUUACUCACCGUCAUGGCCUAUGACCGAUACGUCGCCAUCUGCCAGCCCCUGCAUUACGAACGGGUGAUGAACAGGAGAGCCUGUGGUCAAAGGGCCGCCAGUGCUUGGCUCGCUGGUAUUGUCUACUCUGCCCUGCACACUGGGAACACCUUCACGUUACCCUUCUGCCAGUCCAACGUCAUCAACCAGUUCUUCUGUGAAAUCCCCCCGCUCCUCAAGCUGGCCUGCUCUGACUUGGACCUCAGUGAAAUUGCGCUUAUUGGCUUUAGUGUGUUCUAUUCUGCCCUGCACAAUGGGAACACCUUCCGGUUACCCUUCUGCCAGUCCAACGUCAUCAACCAGUUCUUCUGUGAAAUCCCCCAGCUCCUCAAGCUGGCCUGCUCUGACAUGGACCUCAGCGAAGUUGCGCUUAUUGGCUUUAGUGUGCUUUUAGUAUGA